UGGAGCCAGGUGAGGGGCGUCGCUGAAACUGUUAUGGCAGUGACGUCAGAAUAUCUUGAUUGGUUAAUAUAUUAUGCAACAGACAGUGAUUGGUGAAAAAUCAAAGAGGCGUAGCCGUUACUAAAAUGGAUGUUUGGUUACGAAAUUGCACUGCCCGUAAAGUGAGCGGGUCCAGUGGUAUUACCCGUUCACCUCACAGGCAUUGAAGCAUUAAUCAUGUGCGGAAUGCUUUGUUUUUGAUGUGGUACUACCUAUAAAGAUCCUUUGUAUUGUAUUGCAUUAGUAUUGCAAUUUAUAAUGUAUGUAUGUUUGUAUAGUAUUGCAGGACUGUGAACCGUGUGUCAAUUAAAAAUACUCCCUUUAAAGGUUAUGAAAUGCAUUUAAAUAACGACUGCAGAGAGAGGCUUCCAUAUCCUCUCAGAGUUUUGAGCAAUUAUUACGGUAGUAGGCUAAUUAUUUGCGAUAAGAGGUAAAUGUGUAUUUAGUUUCCACUUUUCAUAUAGUAAUUCCUGUUAGUUACUUUGGAAAUUGUAGUUUUAUUAUUUAUCCAGUAGGAGGCGGUAAUGCAACGUCUGGAUGCCAACUGCCUCAAAAAAACAAAAAGAAGGAGAAGAAGACAUCGAGGUACACAAGGGAAAGCGGAAGUUAGGUUUGGAAAUGUUUUUGUUGCAAUGAGACCGAUGAGCAUUGGACUUACUGGUACAUAUUUUGCAUAUGGCUUGUUUUAUAAACCCAUGACUUCGGAUUGACCGAAUUAUAAGUGCUAUUUGACCCUGCCCUCAUUUAAAAGUGGCUAACGUGGAGUUACAACUGGCGAGAACGUGAUAGUGAUGUCGGCCAAAACAAUGGCAAGUAAAAGCAAAGACAGCGGCGAAGUCAUUAAAAACUACCAUAAACAGGCGUUUGAGUAUGUAUCGAAGGCAUUGAGGAUCGACGAAGAUGAUUCAGGAGCGAAAGAGGAGGCUGUGCAGUGGUACAAAAAGGGGAUUUCUGAGCUUGAAAGGGGGAUUGCUGUAGAGAUCACGGGACAGGCAGGAGAGCAGUAUGACAGAGCAAAAAGACUUCAAGAUAAAAUGGUCACAAAUCUCAACAUGGCAAAAGAAAGGCUCAGUCUGUUAGAAGCAACAAUGGCAUCUAAAAGGAGGAGCGAUCCACUGAAGUCCUUCAAUCAUGGUCUUCCACAACCAAAUCCUGUGCCUAAAAGCCAGCCUGCAGUGCGAGGUAACAUCAGACCCUCCACUGUAGUUCGCCCACCAUCCAGACCCACCGAUCCAAAGGUGACCCCACGGGUGGGAAGACAUCAAAAUGGAAAACCCACAACUGUGAAGCAGCCGGCAAAAAGGGAUAUGAAAAACUUCAAAAAUGUUGACAGCAAACUGGCCUCCCUAAUCAUGAAUGAAAUUGUUGAAAGUGCGGCAUCAGUAUCUUUUAAAGACAUUGCGGGACAGGUACUGGCCAAGCAAGCACUCCAAGAGAUUGUCAUCCUCCCUGCCUUAAGACCAGAGCUCUUUACUGGUCUGAGAUCUCCGGCACGUGGUUUGCUUUUAUUCGGCCCACCUGGAAAUGGGAAAACAAUGCUGGCCAAAGCAGUCGCAGCAGAGUCAAACGCCACAUUCUUCAACAUCAGCGCUGCCAGUCUGACCUCUAAAUAUGUGGGAGAGGGUGAGAAGCUUGUUCGAGCCCUGUUUGCAGUUGCCAGAGAAUUGCAGCCCUCUGUCAUCUUUAUUGAUGAAAUUGACAGCUUGCUGUGUGAAAGGAGGGAGGGAGAACACGAAGCGUCUCGUCGAUUAAAAACAGAGUUCCUCGUUGAGUUUGAUGGGGUGCAGUCAGGAGGGGACGACAGGGUGCUCGUAAUGGGAGCGACCAACAGGCCUCAGGAGCUCGAUGAAGCAGUGCUGAGGCGCUUUGCAAAAAGGGUUUAUGUGGCAUUGCCGGAUGCUGAGACAAGAUUAACACUGCUGGAAAACCUUUUGGCAAAGCAUGGGAAUCCACUGAGCAAAACUGAGCUGUCCAAUCUCGCAAAAAAGAGCGACGGAUAUUCAGGAAGUGAUCUCACGUCAUUAGCUAAAGACGCUGCGCUCGGACCCAUUAGAGAGUUGGGACCAGACGAAGUCCGAAGAAUGGCUGCUAGUGAGAUGCGUAACAUCAAACUCAAAGACUUUGAGGACUCCCUGAAGCGCAUUAAGCCCAGUGUUAGCCCGGGGACUCUUGGCAUGUACGCCAAAUGGAACAAGGAUUUUGGGGACACGACAGCUUUUUGAACUUUCUUUUGGUUUGAAAAACUGUUAAUAAAAUAGCAGUUGAACUUAUAAACAACAAUUAAACUCUUUGUAGGGGGAUAAAUCUAUAAUGUGUAAAUAUUAUGACAUUUGGAAACCCUUCCUGUUUUAUGGGAACACUUUGCUAGCAGGUUUCUUUACUGUAUUUUGUCCUUAAACACUCUAGAACUUGAAAUUUCAUUAUUUAUUCUCAAGAAUGUCCUGCAAAGUUACAAGUGGUCUUUCUCUUGCCUCAGGAGGGCAGCAACUUGCUGUAAACCCUGAUAUAACUACAGAUUUAGAUAAGGUUACCCCCCCCCCCCCCAUUAGUAACAUGAUGUACAUACAUGUUGAUGGUUUAAUCUCUCCGUUCACACUCAUGAGUGAUAACAGUCGUGGGAAGAUUUGGGGUGCAUUUGUAAUAUAACUUUUCUUUCCACUUGCACUUGAAAAAUAAAUUCAUUGUAUUUGAAAGUAUGAGACCCUAAGGAAUCAGAGAGUUAUGGCAACGGCUUCCUACUUUCCCCAUGCAUCAAUAAAUUAAUUUGUGGAAAUAUC
This is a messenger RNA of Gymnodraco acuticeps, 2816 nucleotides long. It is a transcript of the gene spast, whose product is annotated as spastin. The record is from RefSeq and is a predicted model, not a curated record. Lineage: Eukaryota; Metazoa; Chordata; Actinopteri; Perciformes; Bathydraconidae. The coding region runs from base 831 to 2261 and encodes 476 amino acids. Gene Ontology annotation, molecular function: ATP binding; ATP hydrolysis activity. The transcript is spliced from 16 exons. Gene Ontology annotation, cellular component: microtubule cytoskeleton.